GAUCCUGCCGCCAGCUGGCUGGCGCUUCUGCUACGCUGCAGGACUGAUCGAACCGCGCAUCGUGAAUGUGGCAUUUGGCCCCGACACCCAGACGCAGCGCAGCAACUUUCGAUUUCAUCCGAACGAAUAGACGCCCGCUCGUUUCAGUUCGCCUUUCAACUGUUUCAGUUUACCGCCGAAGUUGAUUCGCGCCGCAGGAACAUGUGACAAUCGCUCGCAAUCUUAGCACGAACAAAACAAUCAAUACGUAUCUCUGCGAUCCACGGCCUACUGUUUGAAAUCGCGACAGAAAAAUAUACGAAUAUCGUGCUGCUGUCUUGGGUGGCUGGUGUAUCAUUCUAGAAACAGAAGAACCUCGAGCCUGACGCAAUGGAUAAAGGAACGGAGGUUUUUUAGAAAUAAAGAAAUAACGAUAUGGGGUUGGGAACGUGACGCUAAUCUAGGGAGAGCAAGCCAACCACAACAAUGCCUACGGUGGUGUCAAAGUUACUGGAACGUGGCGAGAAAACCAUCAAUGGCCAUAGAACUGUCAUUUCAGGGGCCAUCAUUGGGGCAGCCCUCGUCACAUAUGCUUACAAGGUGGGCUACCCUCUCCUGGACUCUCUAUUCCACAAGAAGAACAAAGAAACGCUUAGCCUAAACAACAAUCUAGUCCCGAACAACGUAAUCAAGAAAGAUGACAGCAAAAGAAAGAGGCCGACGAAAAGUGGGAUACCGAACCUCAAUCUUCGAUUCAUCUUGGAAUUCAUCAAACUCAUCCGUAUCAUGAUCCCUAGUCCUUUCUGCACUGAAACAGCACUAUUGGGUGGUCAUACGACGUUUCUGUUCCUUAGGACCUUCCUCAGCAUAUACGUAGCCAAUUUGGAGGGAGCGAUAGUCAAGUACAUAGUCAGCAACGAGCCCAAACUUUUUAUCAGACAAAUCAUGAAAUGGUUUGCGGUCGCUAUUCCUGCCACUUUUAUCAAUAGCAUGAUCAAAUAUUUAGAAAGUAGAAUAGCCUUAAGCUUCCGAACCCGUCUAGUAGAACACUCCUAUCGCCUGUACUUCAAUAACCAGAGCUACUAUAGAGUUACAGUUCUGGAUGGACGAUUGGAGAAUUGUGCUCAAAGGCUUACUGACGAUAUUGAAACGGUCGCAAAUACGGUAUCGCAUCUCUAUGGACAAAUCACCAAGCCAGGAUUUGACAUCCUCUUAAUGGGCAUCGCCUUGGCUAACCUAGUUAAAUCCAGAAAUACAAAUUUACUAAUAGGACCAGCUAUUCUCACUGGGGUAGUACUGGUAUCAGCACUAGUGCUUAGAGUGGUGUCUCCCAAAUUUGGCCAACUGGUAGCCCAAGAAGCCGAAAAGAAAGGAUACCUUCGCCAUGUUCACGGUCGCAUAGUCAGUAACGCAGAGGAGAUAGCCUUCUAUGGUGGUCACAAAGUGGAACAAAGCCAUCUGAGACAAGCGUAUAGAAUAUUAGUAGAACACUUAGAGCAUAUGUUUGGCGUGAAGCUGUGGUUCGUAAUGCUAGAACAGUUCCUGAUGAAGUACGUUUGGAGCGGAGCCGGUAUGAUCGUGGUGUCCCUACCGAUCCUGCUAGCCACAAAACCGAAAAGCAAAGACGACAACGUAUCCGAACGCACCCAUUACUUCACAACGGCCAAAAAUCUGCUGAUCACGGGCUCGAAUGCCGUGGAGCGACUGAUGAGUAGUUACAAAGACGUGGUGGAGUUGGCGGGCCACACGGCGAGGGUGGCCACCAUGUUCACUGUACUAGAGGAGGCCAGUAGGGGUAUCUAUCACAAGACGCUCGUGGCCAAGAAGGAGAAGGCCAGCGAGUUUGAGAUUGAGUUCAGAGGGGAUCAGCCGCUAGCCAAAGGCAAGUUAAUCUACUCGACGAACCACGAAAUAAUCCUGAUAAACGUCCCGAUAGUGACACCUAACUGUGAUAUUGUCUGUCCCUCCUUGAGUCUGCACCUGACGCCUGGCCAGCAUCUGCUAAUCACUGGGCCCAAUGGAUGCGGCAAGUCGAGUUUGUUCAGAAUACUCAGCGGCCUAUGGCCCGUUUAUGGCGGCGAACUGCAUACUCCCAAGAAUUCCAUGUUCUAUAUUCCUCAAAGGCCUUAUAUGGUCAUAGGCAAUUUGAGAGAUCAAGUGAUCUAUCCUGACACCUACGCGGACAUGAUUAACAAGCAGGUGACAGAGGAAGAUCUGAGGAAGAUAAUGAGGAUGGUGCAUUUGGAACACAUCGUGGAAAGAGACACCUUUCAUGAAGUGAAAGACUGGACGGACAUCCUGUCUGGUGGCGAAAAGCAACGGAUGGCGAUAGCCAGGUUAUUUUACCAUAAGGUCUUGGGAAAUCCUGGUUCCGAAAGUUCCGGGAUUUUCUAGGACUUAAGAGUCGAAGUGAAGGAAGGAAAAACUUGUCUCGGUCUUUCGUCACUUUUGGGGCUAAGUACAAAUGAUACCGAAAUACGCUCUUUUAGACGAAUGUACAUCAGCAGUUUCAAUUGAUGUGGAAAGCCACAUAUACCAAGCAGCCAUAGAUAUGGGAAUUACCUUGUUGACCAUUACGCAUAGGCCAACCUUAUGGAAAUUUCACUCGCACAUCUUGCAGUUCGACGGUACAGGAUACUGGGAAUUCAGCGAGCUGAAUCACCACAGUCGACUAGACUUGAAAAAAGAAAAAGAAGAGUUGUUAAGAGCUAAAGAUAGUGCGCAGAAAGAAAACAGGUUGAGUGAAUUGAACACGCUUCUAUGUGAAGACAUGACACAAUGAAGUAGUAAUCAAUUUAAUAUGAAGAACGUGUAUAUAUUUGAAUUGGGACACACAGUAAAUGCUCAUGGAUGAAAGAAAUACGAGGCAAAUCUAGAAUAUAUAAGUACAAGGCCAAAAGGAGUAAGGAAUAUAUAAUAUAUACCAGGCUAUACAUUUGUAUACAUGCCGUUUUUGCUUAGAAAUAUAAACUACUUUGUUAAGUCAAAUUCAUCACAAAGUAAUCUGUGAUAACUGUACAUUACCAAAACCACGAUCAACACUAGAACAAAAAAAAAACAUCACGUUAUCGGGCAUAUUUUUUUAAGCAGGGUUUCUCAAACUCAUAGUUCAAAUUCUUGCAUUUCGUCUAUAUCAUGACCAAGUGUGAAAACCGACCAUAAGCUGUCACGAACAGUAAACGUAAUUUCUCCACUUUUCGUAAAAGCUCCGAAUAUUUUUCUUGCAACGUGCGCUGCGAAAUAUGGAAUUCCCCGCUAAGUGUUAAUUGUUAAUGCCUCUAUGACCACAGUGAAGCGGGAUACCUACUCUUGAUUUCAGCCUAAUGAAUAAAAUCGGUUUCUGUGGUCAUUUUCACCUUAAUAGUUCAAUCAUAUUAGAAGGAAAUACCCCUGGUAAUAAUUGUAAAGCCUGGUUUCAUUGCUGCAACUUGUUCAAGUUGGUAUUCAAAACAUGGACGCCAAAAAUGGGUACACCAAUUUCUGUGGGAAAACUUUUUAUUCGGCAGCAAAGAAUGAGAAAACGUGUUUUUUGGGAUUCAAUCGAAAGUGUUGGCACGAAAGAAAAAACUCUUGAUAUAAGAUUUUUAGGUAUUUAUGAGACCGCUCGUAAAAAGAUCCGACUAAUAGCAAAAAAGAUAUGGCCGAAAACCGAGGCAAACUGCAGGUUUUGGUACUUGCUGGUAAUGCGACGAUGGUUUCUCGCAGAUAUUUGAAAUUCUCCAAAUUCGUACUUCUAAGGAACCACAACAAAAUUGAAGUAGAUUGGUCAAGUAGUUUUUGAGAAUUUCUAAUUGUUUAUCCCAAUCCGGCCAUCACUACUAGUUUAUUGAUCAUUAUACAGGGUUAGUUCAAAAGGCAUUUUGUAGCAAAAUACACUAGUUUACCUUUGCGAUAUUCCAUUCCGGAAGAUAAAUAUUGUAGCGUUUUUCUGGGUUCUUUUGGGUGUGGAUUAAAACACUAUUCCACAAAAAGAAAGGCACUAAUUUAUUUAACUUGAUAGAACAUUUAUCUACACCACUAUUUAUGUCUGACUAAUUCUUAUGUCGCUAUUGACUGCACUAUACUCCACUCCGCUCUGCUGCUACGAGAAAGGUCUGGUGAACCAAAAAGCGACGUCUAGAAUAUUGGAGGUCACUUCGCGUCGAUCUAGAGGCGAUCCACUGUCACAGUCCUGACAGACGCCGCCAAGCGGCUUGUGCGGUCGUAGUUCGCGUAAAAGCAGAGAUCGGCCAUGAAGCUCUGGCGAGUAGGAGACUCGUCCAACAGAUGGCGCCAACAGUACUAUUUGUCACAAUAUUAUUUUUAUGCAAAAAAGGAUGGGUUACGUUUUUUCUUCUAAACAAAUGCAAACAUUUCGUAUUUGUGAGUAAUUCCCAACAAAAGAUGAUAGACACAUCCGCUUUGUUUUAAAACGUGCAUAGUAACCAGUAACGUAUGGUUUUAGAAUAUCGUAGCGCAUUUGUUCAAUUACUCAAAAAUACGAAAUGUUUGAAUUUGUUUAGAAAAAAAAACUUAACCUUUUCGCAUAAAAAUAACAUUUAUCUUUCAGAAUGGUUUGUGAUUCAAAUCGGCAAGGUAAACACGUGUAUAUUACUAUUAAAUGCUCUUUGAACGAACCCUGUAUAUUACUCAAUGAACUAGUAAUGAUGGCCGGAAGACAAGUAGUUUGGGAUAGACAAUUAGAAAUUCUCAAAGAACUACUUGACCAGUAUAAUCCAACUUUGUUGUUAUUUAGAAGUAUGAAUCCUACGAAUUUGAAGAAUUGCAAAUAGUUGCGUGAAAUUAUCGUCGCAUUACCAAAAAGUGCCAAAACCUGCAUUUUGCCUCUAUUUUCGGCCAUAACAUUUUUACUAUUAGUUCUUUUUACGUUUCAAAUACCCUUUUGAACAACUUGUAUCAAUAAAACCAGACUUUACAAUUAUUUCGGGGAAAUUUGAUAAUAUGAUUAGAUUAUAAGUGCGAUUAAUCAACGCGCUCAUAGUGGUACGUGUACACCACUUUGAGAAACCCAAAAUCAAACUACUGCAACUAGAUAUUCACAAAUAAGGCUUAACAUUUGCGUGAUAAAUUACCAGUGAAAUCUGCAACUAUACACAUCCUUGAAUUAUUUCAGCUUCCUUAGAAAACCAGUGCCAAUGUACUUUUGUAGUCAUUUUUGGUUGUUGAUAAAUACGGCUUGCUGGACUACACUGAAUAUUAUACCACAGCUCUGCUAUGUCAUUUCUUUGCCACUCAUAUCCAUAUUUAUUAAAUCAGCUUCACAUGAAUAUCGUAGCAGUACGGUUAAUACGUAGAACAAAAGACUUAGUGGCCAAUUAUAAUCAUAACAUUGAAAAUAUAUCCUUAACCUUUUGUAUCACAAGCACUUUGCCAUUAUGUUUUAACUACAGUAGUUGUGAAUCUUGUGAUUUUUUAUAGGAGUAAAGAAUAUGUACGUACAGGGACAUAUAAAAAUUCGUAGUUAUUUUUGUACAUAACAAAUAUAAAGGUUGAUUGUUUUUUAUGAAUUUUAAUCUUUGGUGUUUUAUGUAUCAGUAUCUGUGAACAAAUUGUAUGAGAACUGUUAUAAUAAAAUAAUUUCUUUUC
This is a messenger RNA of Acanthoscelides obtectus, 5565 nucleotides long. Lineage: Eukaryota; Metazoa; Arthropoda; Insecta; Coleoptera; Chrysomelidae. The record is from the annotation of a GenBank genome assembly.